CCGAAAAGUGUUUUCCCUUGAACUUGAACUCUGACCCCCUUUUUUUUUGUACCUACACAUAGCACUACCAAGGUCGGUGGUGCAUUCACGUCUUUUUAAAUAAAAUCAAACAUUGUUUUCGUUGCUAGACUCUACUUCCAACCUUACCCAUCGAAGAUGGCUUGCAUAGGAAAAGGCAGGGCAUGGCUAAAUGGAGCCGCUCAACUGCUGAAUAGCCAUCUUAGACAAAAGAUGGCACCAUCCGUUGCUAUGGCUACUGCAGCAAAUGAUGUCAAGCCAUUUUAUUUUCAAGACAUUUUAGAACAAACUGGCAAACAUGAUACUCCUUUCAAGAAACUGACAGGUGAUUACGUAUCAACAUUUGACGUGAAAGGGAAGAAAAUUUUGACUAUCGAGCCAGAAGCAUUAACUUUGCUGUCUGAAAAUGCCAUGAUUGACAUUGCUCAUCUUUUGCGCCCAGCACACUUGCAGCAACUGGCUAAAAUCCUGAAAGAUCCCGAAGCAUCAUCCAAUGAUCGCUUUGUUGCCCUGGAGCUGAUGAAAAACGCCAACGUAGCUGCUGGUAUGGUGUUGCCUGGUUGUCAAGAUACUGGAACUGCCAUCUGUAUGGGAAAGAAAGGCCAGUAUGUUUGGACCAAUGGGAAUGACAUGGAGGCCAUAGCUAAAGGCAUCUACAACACCUACACAAAGAAAAACCUUCGUUACUCUCAGGUAGCGCCACUUGACAUGUACACAGAAGUAAACACAAGGACCAACUUGCCUGCACAGAUUGAAAUCUAUGCCACAGGUUCAGGGCAGUUUGAUUUUCUCUUUAUAGCAAAAGGUGGAGGAUCUGCUAAUAAAACAUUUUUGUACCAACAAACCAAAGCAUUGCUCAACCCAGAAAAACUGUUGGCUUUUGUCACAGAGAAAAUCAAGACACUAGGAACAGCAGCCUGUCCACCUUACCACCUUGCGUUUGUUGUUGGUGGGACAUCUGCAGAAUUUACCCUCAAGACAGUCAAGCUGGCCUCGACUAAAUACCUGGAUAAUCUUCCAACCACAGGUAAUGAACACGGAAGAGCAUUCCGUGAUUUAGAGCUAGAGAAACAGAUCUUUGAAAUUACACAAAAAAUUGGCAUUGGUGCCCAGUUUGGUGGCAAGUAUUUCUGCCACGAUGUCCGCGUUGUCCGUCUACCUCGCCACGGAGCUUCCUGUCCAGUGGGCAUUGGUGUGUCAUGUUCUGCUGACAGACAGAUUUUAGGAAAAAUUACCUCAGAAGGUGUGUUUCUAGAGCAGCUGGAGACCAACCCUGGCCAGUAUUUGCCAGAGGUUGAAGACAAACACCUAGGUGGAGAGGUUGUCCAGGUAAACAUAAACAGUGGAAUGCCUGAAGUUUUGAAGCAGUUGGACAAGUUUCCCAUUAAAACAAGACUCAGCCUAACUGGCACACUAGUUGUGGCCAGAGAUAUUGCGCAUGCUAAGCUCAAAGAGAGAUUAGACAAGGGAGAAGGUCUGCCACAGUAUUUUAAAGACCAUCCUGUGUACUACGCUGGUCCAGCCAAGACACCUAAAGGUUAUGCUAGUGGCUCCUUUGGCCCUACAACUGCCGGCCGUAUGGACUCGUAUGUUGCAGAGUUCCAGAAGGCUGGGGGUAGCAUGAUCAUGUUGGCCAAGGGUAACAGAAGUAAACAGGUAACUGAUGCCUGCAAAAAGUUUGGAGGGUUUUAUCUCGGCUCAAUUGGUGGCCCUGCCGCCAUCUUGGCCCAGAACUGUAUCAAGAAAGUUGAAGUGCUGGAGUUCCCAGAGCUUGGUAUGGAGGCGAUAUGGAAAGUUGAAGUAGAAAAUUUCCCAGCAUUCAUUGUGGUUGACAACAAAGGCAAUGACUUUUUCCAGAAGUGGCAGGUGGAAGGUCAUUAGGUCAUACCAUGUGACCUUUCAAUUGCUCAGUUUUAGUGUAAUCUACUCGCAACACAAUGUUCACAGUGGGACAUUGUUUUAUGAAAGACACAUGCUAAAUAAAUCUUUAUAAAUUCAAAAUAUCUCUUCAUAGCAGAUGCGUUAUUAAAACCUCAAAACAACUAUUUGUGUUAAUCUGGUAGAUAUUUUGAAGUUCUCUCUCACAAACAGCAUAUUGCCUGUUAAUUAAAUAAAGCCAAUCAUGCUUGUAAAACUUAGAUAUGAUUAUUAUUUAUAAUAUUUUACAGUAAAAUAUUCUUCUUUAGUAUCUGCAUAG
Molecule: messenger RNA, 2215 nt
Organism: Physella acuta
Lineage: Eukaryota; Metazoa; Mollusca; Gastropoda; Physidae
Product: fumarate hydratase class I, aerobic-like
Biological process (GO): generation of precursor metabolites and energy
Molecular function (GO): fumarate hydratase activity
Source: RefSeq, a predicted model, not a curated record